Molecule: messenger RNA, 1545 nt
Organism: Physeter macrocephalus (sperm whale)
Lineage: Eukaryota; Metazoa; Chordata; Mammalia; Artiodactyla; Physeteridae
Gene: NEU2
Product: neuraminidase 2
Biological process (GO): oligosaccharide catabolic process; ganglioside catabolic process
Cellular component (GO): membrane; cytoplasm; intracellular membrane-bounded organelle
Molecular function (GO): exo-alpha-sialidase activity
Source: RefSeq, a predicted model, not a curated record
AUGGCGUCCUGCCCCAUCCCGCGGAGGGAGACAGUGUUCCAGCUGGGAGCCCAUGCCUACAGGAGCCUCGCUCUGCUCUACCUGCCUCAGCAGAAGACCCUGCUGGCCUUUGCGGAAGAGCGGACAGGCAAGGAGGAUGAGCACGCAAAGCUAACUGUCCUGCGCGAGGGAAGCUACGACGCGCGCACCCACCAGGUCCGGUUGCAUGCACAGGAGGCGGUGGCCCAAGCCCAGAGGGAGGGCCACCGCUCCAUGCACCCAAGCCCCCUGUACGACGAGAACACGGGGACCGUUUUCCUCUUCUUCACUGCCGUCCCUGGGCAGGUGUCAGAGCACCAGCAGCUCCACGCCAGGGUCAACGAGACACGGCUGUGCCAGGUCACCAGCACCGACCACGGGAGGUCCUGGAGCCCCGUCAGGGACCUCACGGACUCCGCCAUUGGCCCGGCCCACGGGGACUGGGCCACUUUCGCGGUGGGCCCGGGACGCUGUCUGCAGCUGCACAACCCGAUGCAGAGCCUGGUGGGGCCAGCCUACGCUUACUGCAACCGCCCCUCUCUGCAGGCGCCUACCCCUUCCGCCUUCUGCCUGGUCAGCCACGACCACGGGAACACGUGGGCGAGAGGGAAAUUCGUGGCCCGGGACACCCUGGAGUGCCAGGUGGCCCAAGUUGGGGAUGCAGAACGGAGGGUUGUGUACCUGAACGCGAGAAGCCCCCGCCGAGCCAGGGUCCAGGUCCAGAGCGCCAGCGACGGGCUCGAUUUCGGGGAGAGCCAGCCAGUGAAGAAGCUCGUGGAGCCUCCCCACGGCUGCCAAGGGAGCUUCGUUGGCUUCCCCAGCCCCCGUGCAGGAUCAGAAUCCCCAGACCGGUGGCUGCUCUACACGCACCCGACUGACCCACGGGGGAGAGCCAACCUGGGCGUGUACCUCAAUUGACAGCGCCCCGCGCCCUAGGCCUGGUCGGAGCCCACCGCCGGCCCCGGCGCUUACUCAGACCUGCAGAGAAUGGGCGCCGGCCCCAAUGGGUCACCGCAGUUUGGGUGUCUGUACGAAUCGGAUGGUUACAAGGAGAUCGUCUUCGUCAUGUUCACCCUGAAACAGGCCUUCCCAGCUGAAUUUUUGCCGCAGGGAGCCCGCUGUGCACUGCCCAAGAGGGGUCGCCCCACUGAGAGGCUGGCGGUUUCCUUCCUCCCGGUAUUCAUCUCAGAGCAGCUAGUGCCCACCUCAGAUCUGUGCAGCUCCCCUGUGCGGCCCCUCUGUCUGCACGCCACCUUCAACUGCAGCCUCUGGAACAGCGACUGUGGCCUAGACUCCUGGGGCCUGGGGGACCAGCUCUGGGAAGCCACUGAGGAAGGGAUUCUGAGGCUGGGGAGCUGGUAUGGCUGCCGACAUACCUGCCCCUGGGGAGGAGGCACCCAGGCCCUGACAAAGCACCCGUGGUCCACCCCUGACCCUGGCUCAACAAACCCCCUUCGUCUGUCACAAAUCCUUGCGCUGAACCACAACAUCUACGGGCCCUUGGCAGGGACCAGCUCUUCAUGUUGA